CCGAGGAAAGUGAUUUAUGGACAUUGAGUUGUCAAGCAGCCGCCGGCAGGGUCAGUGUGGGUUGCUCGUCAGGCACUUUUUGUUCCUUUGCAGUUAUAACAACCAACAGAAGAAGAAUUACAAGCCAUGGCUCCUACAAUAUAUGAGAGUUCAACAAGAAAAGGUAGUGGCCCUAGCAGACCUUCCCUAGAGGCUGAGCUCAGGGAGCUGUUAGGGAAGAGGAGUGGCCCUAGCAGACCUUCCCUAGAGGCUGAGCUCAGGGAGUUGUUAGAGAAGAUGACCAUGAUACUAGAUGAAGGGAUGGGAACAUAUUAAACAUGUCAUAACCAUAUUAACAUGUUAACUGCAUACCUCAGGUAGUGGCCCUAGCAGACCUUCCCUAGAGGCUGAGCUCAGGGAGCUGUUAGGGAAGAGGAUCAUGAUACUAGAUGGAGGGAUGGGCACCAUGAUCCAGGAGAGGCGAUUGGAGGAGGAACACUUCAGGGGGGAGGAGUUUAAAGACCACACCCACAGCCUGAAGGGCAACAACGACCUGCUGAGCAUCACCCAGAGUGAUGUCAUCUACAAUAUACACAAGGAAUACCUGCUGGCCGGGGCAGACAUCAUCGAGACCAACACGUUCAGUAGCACCUGUAUCGCCCAAGCCGACUACGGGCUGGAACAUUUGGCUUAUCGUAUGAACAAAGUGUCAGCAGAGAUCGCCAGGAAAGCAGCAGAUGACGUCACCAACCAGACAGGUUGUAAGAGAUACGUGGCGGGCGCCAUGGGCCCCACCAAUAAAACCCUGUCUGUGUCUCCCUCGGUGGAAAGACCAGACUUCAGGAACGUCACCUUUGAUGAGCUGGCUGAGGCCUACACUGAGCAGGUCCGGGGUCUGUUGGAUGGAGGAGCGGAUAUUAUCAUGGUGGAGACCAUCUUUGACACGGCCAACGCCAAGGCAGCACUGUUUGCUAUCGACAAACUGUUUGAAGAGAGCUACGAACCAAGACCUAUAUUUAUCUCAGGCACCAUCGUGGACAGGAGUGGUCGAACUCUCUCGGGACAGACAGGAGAGGCCUUCGUCAUCAGUGUGUCCCAUGCCAAACCCCUCUGUAUUGGUCUUAACUGCGCCUUAGGAGCCACUGAGAUGAGGCCUUUUAUUCAAGCUAUUGGGAAAUGCACCACCGCUCACGUCUUAUGCUACCCCAAUGCAGGUCUCCCCAAUACGUUCGGUGGAUACGAUGAGACCCCGGAGUUGACAGCCUCACAUUUAAAGGACUUUGCUACAGAUGGUCUGGUGAAUCUGGUUGGUGGAUGCUGCGGAACGACUCCUGCACACAUCAGGGCCAUUGCUGAGAAAGUGAAGCACUGCCAGCCCAGAGUGCCCCCUACUGCCGUCUUCCAGGACUACAUGCUACUCGCAGGUCUGGAGCCGUUCCGGAUUGGUCCGUACACUAACUUCGUCAACAUCGGCGAGCGUUGCAACGUGGCUGGAUCGAGGAAGUUCGCCAAGUUGAUCAUGUCGGGAAACUACGAGGAGGCGUUGAGCAUAGCCAAGACCCAGGUGGAGAUGGGAGCCCAGGUGUUGGACAUCAACAUGGAUGAAGGGAUGCUGGAGGGUCCUGCCGCCAUGGCCCGGUUCUGCUGUCUCAUAGCCUCCGAGCCUGACAUCGCCAGGGUAGGAAUCCACUGGACAUUUCAAAAAGAUAGAUACCUGCGCACUCUCACGUUUUAAUCAUGUUUUCUAAAC
Molecule: messenger RNA, 1729 nt
Organism: Salvelinus fontinalis (brook trout)
Lineage: Eukaryota; Metazoa; Chordata; Actinopteri; Salmoniformes; Salmonidae
Product: methionine synthase-like
Exons: 14
Coding region: 419-1714 (431 amino acids)
Biological process (GO): pteridine-containing compound metabolic process
Source: RefSeq, a predicted model, not a curated record